AUGGCACUUCUUCAAGUUUCUGCAAGGAGGAUUCUCACAGGGCUUGCCUUGUGCUUCAUGUUUCUGAUAUUGAAUGCUUCUUCUUCUGCUGCUGCUCGUAAUUUGCUGAACACUAACAGAGACUUAUCCCCACAACACCACAAGCUCAGAAGACAGCUUGUUGAAAAUGGACUUGGUCUCACUCCUCCCAUGGGAUGGAAUAGUUGGAAUCAUUUUCAGUGUGACAUUAACGAGGAGAUGAUUCGAGAAACAGCUGAUGCAAUGGUAUCAACGAGCCUUGCUGCCUUAGGGUAUCAAUAUAUCAAUUUGGAUGAUUGCUGGGCUGAACUUGAUCGAGAUUCUGAGGGAAAUAUGGUUCCAAAAGCAUCAAAAUUCCCAUCAGGAAUUAAGGCUCUUGCUGAUUACGUCCACAGCAAAGGAUUGAAGCUUGGGGUUUAUUCUGAUGCAGGAAAUCAAACGUGCAGCAAGCAGAUGCCUGGAUCACUGGGACAUGAAGAGCAAGAUGCAAAAACAUUUGCUUCCUGGGGGGUUGAUUUCUUGAAGUACGAUAACUGCGAGAAUCUCAAUAUAAACCCAAAAGAGAGGUACCCUAAAAUGUCUGAAGCAUUGUUGAAUUCUGGAAGGCCAAUCUUCUUCUCCAUGUGUGAAUGGGGCCAAGAGGACCCAGAACUUUGGGCCAAAAAUGUAGGAAAUAGUUGGAGAACAACCGGAGAUAUUGAAGAUAAAUGGGAAAGCAUGACAAAUAUUGCAGAUGCAAAUGAUAGAUGGGCAUCUUAUGCUGGACCUGGGGGAUGGAAUGAUCCAGACAUGCUAGAAGUUGGAAAUGGAGGAAUGACCACCGAAGAAUACCGUUCUCAUUACAGCAUUUGGGCUUUGGCUAAGGCCCCUUUGUUGAUUGGUUGUGAUGUUCGAGCAAUGGACAAUACAACAUACGAACUACUAACCAACAAGGAAGUUAUUGCUGUUAACCAAGACAGCUUAGGAGUUCAGGGGAAGAAGGUGAAAAGUGAAGAUGGUUUGGAGGUAUGGGCGGGUCCUCUUAGUGAUAACAGAGUAGCAGUGGUUCUAUGGAACAGAAGUUCAUCAAAAGCGACUGUAACUGCCCAUUGGUCUGACAUAGGGUUGGAAUCAGAGAAAGUUGUAGAUGCAAGAGAUUUAUGGGAGCAUUCUACACAAGCUUCGGUUUCGGGGCAGAUUUCUGCUGAACUGGAUUCACAUGCUUCCAAGAUGUUUGUUUUGAGUUCUAAUUAA
Molecule: messenger RNA, 1251 nt
Organism: Neltuma alba
Lineage: Eukaryota; Viridiplantae; Streptophyta; Magnoliopsida; Fabales; Fabaceae
Product: alpha-galactosidase-like
Exons: 15
Coding region: 1-1251 (416 amino acids)
Biological process (GO): carbohydrate metabolic process
Cellular component (GO): plant-type cell wall
Molecular function (GO): hydrolase activity, hydrolyzing O-glycosyl compounds
Source: RefSeq, a predicted model, not a curated record